Ceutorhynchus assimilis (cabbage seed weevil) is the source of this 1074-nucleotide messenger RNA. The record is from the annotation of a GenBank genome assembly. NCBI's taxonomy places the organism in Eukaryota, Metazoa, Arthropoda, Insecta, Coleoptera, Curculionidae.
GCGGGCCAGUGACUGACACUGACAACUGACAUUUAUUUGACUUUUGCCUAUUUUCUACUGCGAGGUGUUCUCUGCCGAAGCCACAUUAUUGAUAUUUUUCUAAUUGAUUAGAAAGUCUUCACUUUUCACUAUUUUUUCAAUUAAAUUCUCCCAUUCAAGCGCCAGGGCCGGUCAGCUUUAUAUAUUUGAACUUCGGCGAAUCCUGCACCUAAAUAAGCAAAAUGUCGCGUUUCCGUGAAUGGGACCUAUCCUGCAAAGUUUAUGUGGGAAAUUUGGGAUCAUCGGCUAGCAAACAUGAAAUUGAAAGCUCAUUCGGCAAGUACGGACCCCUGCGGAACGUUUGGGUGGCUCGAAACCCACCAGGUUUUGCUUUUGUCGAGUACGAAGAUCCUAGAGAUGCUGAGGAUGCAGUCAGAGGUUUAGAUGGAACUCGUUGCUGUGGAUCUAGGAUCAGGGUGGAAAUGUCAAGUGGCAGAUCUCGCAGAGGCGGCGGUGGUGGCAGAAGGGGUAGAUAUUCAUCUAGAGACAGGUCCCGUUCUCCAAGACGUUCGAGAUCUCGAUCUAGAUCUCGUGGCCGCAGAUCUGAUUCCCGAGAUCGCAGAAGUGAUUCUCGUGACAGACGCUAGAUAGCGUCCGUGCAUGUAAUUAUUUUGUCAGUAAGAGGCAGGACACGAUUUCACAUUAAUGGAAAUUUGAAACAAAAAUGCUUUCGACUUGGAACUUUUUCAGUUUUCAACAUGUUCCAUUUAUUAUUUUCUGCUUGGUAUCAUUUUUAAUUGAUUUAGGGUUUUUGUUAGAAUAAGUAAAAACACUUGCGUAUUGAAUGACAAAUUUCGCAAUAUUUUCUUCUAUAAAAUACUAUUUAACUUAAUAUAGCUAGUAAUAGUAGUUGUAUCUUUAUACAACUUAAGCGUAAAAAAAUUAGAUGUUGUGGAGGAUAACUGCAUACAUAAAUAUUAUGUUCUAGUUGAGUACCUCAACUUGUGCAAGUUUUCAGAUUAGUGUUUUUUGUGGACUUUAUGAAAUUGUAAGAGUUUUUUUUUUUAAUGUAAUAUAUCAAUUUGAAAAUUAGAA